Molecule: messenger RNA, 2685 nt
Organism: Cryptomeria japonica (Japanese cedar)
Lineage: Eukaryota; Viridiplantae; Streptophyta; Pinopsida; Cupressales; Cupressaceae
Product: ABC transporter G family member STR-like
Exons: 4
Coding region: 1-2685 (894 amino acids)
Cellular component (GO): membrane
Molecular function (GO): ABC-type transporter activity; ATP binding; ATP hydrolysis activity
Source: RefSeq, a predicted model, not a curated record
AUGGGGAGAUUGCAGGCGUUGCUGGAGAUGGAUGAGAAUGUUAUGGCAAAAACAGAACACCAUCAUCAUCCAAUUCCUCCUGCUUCUGCUUCUUCUUUUCCCGAUAAUAAGCCAGAGCCGCGUUGGAACGGACAGGGCCUGGAGUUCCAAGAUUUGUCAUACACUGUUACCAAGAAAAUCAAGAAGGACGGCACAAAUAUUUCCAGGGAAGUCGACCUGCUGCAUGAGAUUACCGGCCAGGCUCUGCGAGGACAGGUCUCGGCCGUCAUGGGUCCCAGUGGAGCCGGUAAAUCUACCUUUCUUGACGCUCUUGCCGGUCGAAUCGCCUCUGGCAGCCUCCGAGGAUCGGUCAGCGUCGAUGGCAGACCGGUGAGUACAAGCUACAUGAAAAUGAUAUCGGCAUACGUAAUGCAGGACGACCAACUUUUUCCUAUGCUCACCGUCUACGAAACAUUCCUGUUUGCCGCCGAGAUUCGUCUCCCUCCUUCUGUGAGCUCUGCUGAGAAACGAGAGAGAGUUGAAGAGCUGGUUGAUGAACUUGGUUUGAAGAGUGCAAUGCACACGUACAUCGGAGACGAAGGCAGGCGCGGAGUGUCCGGGGGAGAAAGGAGGAGAGUGUCGAUAGGGGUGGACAUAAUUCACAAGCCCUCUUUGUUAUUCCUCGACGAGCCCACCUCUGGACUCGACUCUACCAGCGCCUUCAGCGUCGUCGAAAAAGUGAAGGACAUUGCAAAGAAGGGCAGCAUUGUCAUCAUGACAAUCCACCAGCCUUCCUUUAGGAUUCAAAUGCUUCUCGACCGCCUCAUCAUUCUUUCAAGGGGACAUCUGUUGUACAUGGGCGGUCCGAAUAACGUUCAGGAGUACCUGUCAGGAUUUGGAAGGGAGGUACCUGAGGGGGAGAAUACCAUAGAAUACAUGUUGGACGUCAUAAAAGAGUACGAGGGAUCGACUGUGGGAUUGGAUCCACUUCUUGCCUACCAAAGAGAUGGAACCAAACCUAGCGAAGCUGCCAAGACACCACAACCGAGAACACCAGCCCGCAGAAGCACAAGGGCAUCGCAUGCAAAGAAUACCAUGCAAGGAGGGUUGAAGACAACGCAGCCAAAAGUUCCAGAGCAAGGAGGGCCCAAGAUAACCCAACAAAAAGUGCCAGAGCGAGGAGGGGCCAAGACAUCCCAACCAAAAGUACCACCAAAACUCAUCAUCCCAGACGAUUCAGAAGAAGAUUCAGACCACUCUCUAGAACGCAAAUCAUACCUGCACAGUGGUAGGCCACCUCGCUUGGCCUCGGACUUCUACAAGGGCUUCUCGAAUGCGGUAUGGCGCACGCCUGGGCAUGCACCCAACUGGUCGACACCAGGUAGGACACCCGGUAGGACACCGGGCGUAACUCCAAGGCGAACACCACGCACAACCUCGAAGCGAUCUACAACCACUCCAGGGCGAUCGACCACAACCCCAAGGCGAUCUGCAACCCCGGGGCGGUCCGCAAUGUGGUCCGCCACCUCAUGGCGGACACCCACCCAGACUCCUAACCAAACCCCGUUCUCGAGCUACAUGCUCAAGACCCCUCAAGAGUCACCCAUCUCAAAACAACACCCAACUGCAGUACCGGUCUUCUCCGUACAAAAGCAACCUCAGGAUGAGUUCAUAAGCAUGAGCGACCUAGGCGAAGAUGAUGAUGAUUAUUAUGAUGAUGGUGAUGACUAUUAUGACGAUGAUGAUGGCCUCGACCACGGCUCCAAGUUCGCCAACCCGUGGGUCCGGGAAGUAGCCGUGCUGUCAUGGCGCAACCUCCUGAACGUGAUUCGAACCCCGGAACUCUUCCUCUCUAGAGAGAUAGUCUUGACCGUCAUGGCCCUAGUCCUCGCCACUCUCUUCCAAAACCUCAACCCUGAAAAAUUCAACCCUGAAAACCUCAACCAAAAAAAUGGCAUAAAGAACGUGAACCACAUUCUCUCCUUCUAUAUAUUCGCAGUCUGCCUGCUUUUCUUCUCAUCCAACGAUGCAGUCCCUACCUUCAUACAAGAGCGCUUUAUAUUCAUCAGGGAAACCUCUCACAACGCAUACAGAGCCUCCUCCUACGUCAUAUCCUCCUUUCUUGUAUACCUGCCUUUCUUCGCAGUCCAGGCUGUUACAUUUGCGGCGCUUACAUAUAAGGUCUGGUUGAAUCUACAAGGAAACUUUUUCUACUACUGGAUGACUCUCUUUGUUUCACUUGUCUCCACCAACGCCUAUGUCAUGCUGGUUAGCGCCACGGUUCCAAGCUAUAUCACAGGAUAUGCGGUUGUUAUUGCAACGACCGCCAUUUUCUUUCUGAACUGUGGUUUCUUCCUCAAGAAAUCGGCUAUCCCAGGAUACUGGAUAUGGAUACACUACAUCUCCGCCAUAAAGUACCCAUUUGAGGCUCUACUGCUGAACCAGUUUAAUGGAGACAAGUGCUACAACUAUGGCCCACCCGUUCCUCAGCCGGGACCUCUUGGCCAGAUUAAACAUAAGAUCCCGCUUCCACAGAACAUGACUGAUAAAACAUGUGGGUUGUUCGGUGACGAUGUGCUUUACACCAUGGACAUUGGUCAGAAGAAUUUUUGGAUCGACAUUCUCAUUCUUUUUGCCUGGGGUGUUCUCUACCGCUUUAUGUUCUAUCUAGUGCUCCGUUUCUGGAGCAGGAACGAGAGAAAAUAG